CUACGACUUUCAGAUUGUACACUGAUCAGCUUUUUGGCCGCAGGCCACCGAUACCAGACUGGUGGAAGGCCCUAAACCCCCAAAAGUUCCCUAUACAGGCCUUGCUAUUUCGUGCACUCUGCUUGAUCUCGGUAGCAAGACCCUCCGUUGACCAGUACUGGCAGUCUUUCACGGACGAUGACAAAUGGGAGAAACAACAGAAGAGGAUCAUCAAUAGACUGUGUAACACUAACAUAGUGGCGGGCUUGGUAUACUCUCGGUAAUCAAAAUAUGAAUAAACCGGAUGCUGUGUCUACAGAUGCUCACUACUUCUGCGGUCUUUGUUUCAACACAACCACCCUUGACAUCAUUUCUUCCUUACACAUUCCGUGGCGCCUAUAUUUUCGCCUUCUUGUCAUUCACACAUGCGCUUGGUGGUUUGAUGUGUGGUUUAGCGGUGCUUAACAUAUACGGAGCCUGUGAUCGAAUAUGGGUUAAAGAUGUCUUGACGGCUUCGCGCUUUCGAUUAUGUUGUACACUUCGAUUUGUGGGCUGGCCGUGUAUAUCCCUCACCAUUUCUAUCAUGUUUUUGAUGUUAGCACUUCUGAUCGCAUCUUAUGCUCCUGAACUGUGGUGGGUUCAAUGUUUGAUUACGGUAGAGGUCUUGUCCUGGGCGUGGCUGCCUCCUUUCUUCACCUGGUGUGCAAUCUCUUAAGAGCGCUGCCAAGGGAGCGGAGAGACACGAUCUUGAUACAGUCGGUUGCACAUACCCAUGUAAAUAUUCUCUUGCUCACCCUUCUUUGGCCUAUGUUCGUGUAUUAUGUAUAAUCAAUUCGUAUUGUGCGCGGAGCUGACACUACUCUCGUCUGACAGUGUUUCAAUGUUAUAAUGACGAU
Molecule: messenger RNA, 875 nt
Organism: Suillus clintonianus
Lineage: Eukaryota; Fungi; Basidiomycota; Agaricomycetes; Boletales; Suillaceae
Exons: 4
Coding region: 284-694 (136 amino acids)
Source: RefSeq, a predicted model, not a curated record